This is a messenger RNA of Physella acuta, 465 nucleotides long. Its product is annotated as proteoglycan 4-like. NCBI's taxonomy places the organism in Eukaryota, Metazoa, Mollusca, Gastropoda, Physidae. The record is from RefSeq and is a predicted model, not a curated record.
AUGGACGGGUACCACGUGGUACAGAUGCAUGAUGGUCACCACAGACCCAGGUCACCACAGACCCAGGUCACCACAGACCCAGGUCACCACAGACCCAGGUCACCACAGACCCAGGUCACCACAGACCCAGGUCACCACAGACCCAGGUCACCACAGACCCAGGUCACCACUGACCCAGGUCACCACAGACCCAGGUCACCACUGACCCAGGUCACCACAGACCCAGGUCACCACAGACCCAGGUCACCACUGACCCAGGUCACCACAGACCCAGGUCACCACAGACAAGACCCAGGUCACCACAGACAAGACCCAGGUCACCACAGACCCAGGUCACCACAGACCCAGGUCACCACAGACCCAGAUCACCACAGACCCAGGUCACCACAGACCAGACCCAGGUCACCACAGACCCAGGUCACCACAGACCAGACCCAGGUCACCACAGACCCAGGUCACCACUGA